AUGCUAGAAGAUGUUUAUGGAGAAGAAUUUCCUUGCUUUAAUUUGUAAAAACCAUGAAAGCACCUCACAAUUAAAUGAUAGCAAUGGAAUUUGAAACAUUGGGAAACAAAACAGGAAACCUGGAAGAUGUUUCUAGGCCAGUCAAGACAGUUGAGGUGCCUUUGAUUUGUAUUACUACAUCUUUUGUUAAUUUUGAAGAACAACUCCCUGAAAAAAACCAAUCAGCUAACAGUUGGCCAACAGUCAGUCAACAGAUGGCUGACAGUCAGCCAACAGAUGGCCAGCAGGUGGCCAGUUGUCAGCGGUCAGUUUUAACCAGACCAAAGUGUAAAUAAAGUACAGUCAAAAUUUAGUUUUUCCCUUUUAUUCUUGGGUGCAUUGCCAAUAUUGGUAGCCUGUGGGUAGCCUGAUAGUGACCUGUUGGUUAUCUGUAGGCCAACAGUCAGCUGACAGAGUUUCUUACGGAGCUCUUCUUCACACUUACCCAUCUUUCAGUAAUGUAUGAACUUUGAGGCUCAGUGACACUAACAUAAACCAGAAUGAAGCUGCACGACUGCCAAUGCACUCCAGUUACAUGAAUAAGAGUCCUCUAUUGAGAUAUUGAAAUGGUGUUCAGAUUAGCAUAUUGUAUUACAUCUAUAUAAAGCCAGUGGGGUCCUUAGAUAUGUCUUGAUAGGGGGGUAAAUACUUACAGCUGUAUGCUGCUCCUGUGAGCACCCCUUUCUUAGAGAGUGCUGUGAUUACUUGUCAUGGCUGACAUGAGUUUCAGCUCAUAUGUCUGGCCUAUGACACCUUUAAAGGAGUCUUAAUUUGUCACCUUUUUUCAGUGACAAAUUUGUCUUAAUUUUACAAACUGAUUUUUUUUCCUUUGUAGGAUAAAUGGAAACUGCUACCAGCAUUUUUAAAGGUAAAGUAUCCCUCUCUGCUCAUGAAACCACAGACACAUUUAUUUACAUAUUAUCAGAGAAUAAUAAGGAUAAGGAUUAGAUACCCACAGUUCAUGGUGUCUUUAAAGGAAAGAAAACCAUCCAAUUUGGACUCUGAAUUAGAGGGUACAUGUUCUUCUGGAUAUCGAAAAAUUUUCGGGGAAGCUUAACAAAAUGAUGUGGGCUGCUUGUUUUCAUCUUUGUUCUCCUGAAACAGUUUAACAUAUUUGUUCAAUAUUUACAUAUCAAGUUUUUUUGCAUUAAUUUUAAAUUUGCAGGUGAAAGGACUUGUCAAGCAACACAUUGAUUCCUUUAAUUACUUCAUAAAUGUGGAUGUAAGUUCAAUUCUUAGUCUUCCUAAUAUCAGUAUUCCUACAUGAUUGUACAGUUUUUGUGAAAUUUAAGGUAUGCAAAGGAGAGGCUGUAUGGUAAACAGUGUAACUCUGCAAGAAUUGUCAGGGUCAGAGUAGUCCUGAAGGGAAUUCAUGGACAUAGCUGGGAGAGGGGGUAUUCCAGGGUUUCCUGUGGGCUCCCCCCCCCCCCUUGUAAGCAUAACAUGGCAUGGAGAUUGACAUGGCAAUCUGGUGUGUACCCUCUGCUUGUCACAGUGUGACACCCCUGCUUGAAAAAUCCUGGCUAUGCCCUUGGACUGUAGCUGGUAACAGUGACUGACUAAAGACUUAGGUGAAUUCAUCAUCAGAGUUGAGUGAGGAUUUAUUUUUCAGUUGGAUGGAGGGAGAUAAUACUGGCGAUGUUGUAUUUUGAUGUUUGUAUUGCCCUACUUUUCAGAUAAAGAAGAUUGUUAAAGCAAAUGAGAAGAUCACCACUGAUGCUGAUCCAGUGUGGUAUCUAAAAUACCUGAACAUAUACGUUGGCAGUCCUGAUGUGGAGGAAUCUUUUAACAUCACUAAACCCAUCUCACCUCAUGAGGCAAGUUUAUUGGAUAAUCUGGAUGCUGAAUGCCAGAAAGUUUCUACAGGUCCUUUUAACAACAAACUGAUUACUGAUAUGGUUGGGACCAUUAUGGGUUUGAGGUUCAUGAACUGGGGGCAAACAACAAUAAACAAUGAUGUGUCAAUUCAUUUGAAGCUUCAACUUUCCUUCCCCUCCUUCCCUCCCCCUACUGGGAAACCUCCUGAGGAUUGGACCUUUUUUAAGAUUACUUUCUUUAAAGUCCUGUCUCCAGGUUCAAAAUUGGAUUCAAAUGCCCCAAGUGCCAACCUUAGUGGAAGAGAAAUUUUUACCUUAAGACACCUCGUUAUUAAAAGAUGAAACAUGGUCAAUAUGCUGGAAGGGGUUCACAGUUCUGGUUCAAAUUUCCCACCCUACCCUGGCAAGGCUUAAAUCCCCCUCCCUCUGGGCACUGGGUUGCCCAGGGGGAGUGGGAGAGGGGAGAAGAAUGAAGCUUUUUAUUGAUCAGUGCAUAGCAUGAUAUGGUGAGAAUCCAGGAGGUAAUCCCUUUUGGUUCUAGUUAACAUAAGUUUUGAAUUACAAAGGUUUCAAGUUAUAAUAGGAGUCAACUGCAAAUAUGAAUGAAAGCUAUGAAAGGUCAAAACUUACUUGUAAUUACAAUCAUUGUUUAGUGCCGCUUACGGGAUAUGACAUACUCAGCACCAAUAACGGUUGACAUUGAGUACACUAGAGGCAGUCAGGUAAGGAUCAUGUUGUUUUGCUCAAAGUAAUAAUUAUUUUCUAGAUUACUCUGCUCCCUUUCUUUAUAAGGGAAAUAAGAAGCAUUUAAUUGUGUUGUUCUGAUGCACCCAGUUGUUUAAAGUAGUGAGUAGUUCUUCUAAUUUUUGAUAUAAUUGUUAUUAAAUUUACUUGUGUGCAUAUUAUUCAAAUUUGCUUAAAUUAAAAUUUUGUUACAGUGUAACCUGUAAGUGGUUACCUACAGGGAAUACAGGGUGACCACUUAAUGCAGUUUGGACUGUAGCUUGAAAUUUUUUCAUCUGGUACAGCAACUUUAAAAACACUUUGGCCCUUUUGUGCAAGUUGAGGUGGUCACCUUGUAGCUCUGCUCUGAACUGCCAAACAUUUCUUGACUUUUUCUCUGGGUGUAAAAUAGAUUUUUUGGAUUUGUUUGACAGAAUUUUUUUUCUUGUAUUACAAGGGCAACUUCCCCUUGAUAAUGAUUAACAUCUCUGUAUCAUUGAGGAAGGGUGUACUGUAUGUGUGAUAUUGAAUACUAGCAGGGUGGCCUUGUAAAGAGCAGAUGUGCAGGGGAAUUUUGGUUUUGAAUAGUGUAAGAAAUGUAAUUAGUUUACCAUCUAGUAGGAUGAAGUGCCCUCUUCUAUGUUGGUGAAUAAAACCUGACUACUAACCACUAAUUAAGUGCUUGUUGGAAUGUUGUUUUACAGCGUGUGGUGAGGCAUAACCUGCCAGUAGGGAGGUAGGUGUGACCUAGCUGAUAUUUUGAGUAACACAUGCAUGGCGGGUUAUUUGCAUGAGAUCUAACCCAAUCUGUGGUUUUACACAUUCAAGCAGUGUGCCUACGGGAUUCUCUGUAAGAGGGUUGAUUACAUUAAAAAAAGUCUUUCCACUAUUAGCACUCGGCUUUCUUUACACUGUUCACAGAAAUAAAAAGUGAGAUUAAAGGCUCUGCUAAAUUGAAAAAGGUUUAGACCAUGGCUUUGUUACACAACAGCUAAACUUUGUUUAAUAACUGGCACGUGAUGUCCACACUAAUAAAUUCAAUUGGGAGCAGAGGAGAAAAAGCUGCCUGUAGACAAUAUUUAAGCAUUUCUUUUCCUCCAACUUCAAAUCAACUUUGUUUUAGGUUUACUGCUUGUUAUUCAAAAGAUAAACAAAGGGUAACCAGAGAUUAGAUAUGGAAAAUGUUGCCAACAAUUAGCCAUCAGAUUCAAACAAUGUAACUAACAAUAAAGUUGGUUUCCAUCAACAUUGAUUUAAGAGAUUUUGUUUGAGAUUUUACAAUUUUAUUUUCUUGUAUAAGUGCCAUAUGAAAUAAUUUCUGCCAAAAUAUGUUUGUUUUUAUCAAUUUUUAGAAUGCCUAUAAUGCUUCGCAGUUCUAACUGUGUAUUGACUGGUAAAAGUCCAGCUGAGUUGGCAUCCUUGAAUGAGUGCCCUAUUGAUCCAGGUUGGUUAGAGUAUAAUAUUUUAUGGUGAUUCCUCAGUAUUGCGCUGGGUAUCCUGCACCAACCAUUAUGUCAAGUACAGUAGUUGGGGGUAAAUCCUGAAAUGUACUUCAUUUUGGUUUCUCAGCUGAAGAGUAGUGUCAUUCUUUGCUUUGGAUGGUUGAUACCAUACAUUAGUUUAUUAUUAUGCUAGGUGUUGUAAGUGUAAGAUGCUGUUUGGAUUGAAUUUGGAUGGGAGCAGUUUACUUCCUCUAAGUACAGUACAUGUAACCGUUUCUCUGCCAGUUUCCCCACAAAACCCAUGUUGAUCACUUCAACCCUUUAACUCCUAAGAGUGACUGGUGUCUAAUUUCUACUUUUGAUAUCAUCCCUGAAUCAAACAUUAAGGUCAUGAGAAUAAAGGAAAUGAUCACCAACUAAAGAGACUUGUGAUUGUUUGACAAAUUCUCCUUGUCAGCACCUUAGGAAAUGUAUAGAGAACAAUAUGAAGAAUCUGUGCCUGUAUACUGAUGUUAGGGUGUAAAGGGUUAAACAACUAUUUUUUAUGUGGGUGCAGCUGUACAUAGAGAGGGUUAUGAUGGUUUGUUUAAAAGGCAUUCUAAUUUUGAAUUCUUUGAUCACUCUCUUGAAUUACAGCUAGCUGUAAAGAAUCAACUAUUAUAGAAACUGUCAAUUGUUGAUUAUUUUGAAUUUUUAGGAGGUUACUUUAUAGCAAAUGGGACAGAAAAGGUGAUAUUAAUUCAAGAACAGUUGUCAAAGAAUCGUAUCAUUGUGGAAGUAGACAAAAAAGGGAAUAUUGGAUGUUCUGUUACAAGGUGUGUGAUUCACAGCUGUCUACCAUUUACUACUGAAAUAACUCUUUUACACAUACAAUAGGGUGCACUGCAUUCUCCUCCAGAGAUGAAAUUUUAUCUGUUGUUUAUAUUUUAUCUUAGUUCAACAGCUGAAAGAAAAAGUAGAACAAGUAUUGUGACCAAACAGAACAAGUUUUGUUUGAAACAUAAUGCUAUGUCAGAGGUAAGUUUCCUUAUAUUUAUUUCAAUGUGCAUUUUAUGGUGAUAGUUCUGUUUGUAUACCCUCCAACUUCUUCCAGUCAAAGAUACAAUUACAUGUAUGAGUUCUUUAUUCUCUGAGGUCCAGUAUUUUUGUAUAAAUUCUUACCACUUCCAAAGAUGUCCAAAUUUUUUAACAAGCACAUAGUUUUCCUGAGUAUUUCCCUUUCUCAAUUGAAGGUUUUAGAUAAGUUAGGAUCAUUCCUUUAGACCUCUCUUCUCUCUUACUCUUUGAGUUUUCUUUUGUUAUGCAAUGCAUUUUUUUUUUAUUGAAAAGUUUGAAUUUAUAGGCAAGGUAGGCCUCAGUAGGUAUGAGACCAGAAUUUUCAGUUCUCACUCAGAUGUGAUUUAUCAAUUAAGGUCUUGAUAGCUUGAAGAUGCAGUGUAUAUAUCCGUUAGUAGACAGAGUUUUUUUAAUCCCAUAGGAUGUCCCUGUUGUUGUGAUCUUCAAAGCCAUGGGAAUGGAAUGUGAACAAGAAAUCGUUCAAAUGGUUGGCUGUGAGGAGGAAGUGAUCUCAACAUUUGCUCCAUCUCUUGAGGAAUGUCACAAACUAAAUAUCUACACACAAUUACAGGUACACCACUGUUAUCAAACAAAUAUGAUUACAAAGAUUUAAAUAAUUAUAUACCAUGGAAUCUACCACAGAGAUCAGUUUCAGCCUCAUAUACACGUACAGUGUACAUCUUCAGUAAAAAUAGCUAGGCAUCUUAUAACUUGUCAUAAGAUAGAUUACAUAUUAAGUAACUCGAUAGAAGAAGUGCAAUGAGGUACACUUGUAGCAUUUUAGUAAAAGUGCAGUCGUCUUUGAAAUGCUUUUAUUGAGUAGUUUCUAUUUAAAGCAUUUGAAGCGUGUUAAAGUAAUGAUAUGCAUGCUGCACACCGGUUUUUUGAAGUGAGCGACGAUUGGAAGAAACAUGAAGACACAUUUUGUUGUCAUCAAGGAGAUUUUAACAAGCCACCCUCAGUAAUAACUGCUGUGUUUAGAAACUUUGUUAAUGAAUGAGCCCCCUAUCAACCACCCCUCCUCGUAGGGCUUUUAGGAGCAUGUACCGUUAAUCUCUAGAUUGGGAAUGACGUGCCGUAAUGUGUGCUACACCUCUCUAGAUUGUCACCUUGAGACGUACAUGUAAGCACAGCUGGCGAGGGUUUAUAUUCCUGUUCAGUAGGGAUUUGCAUUUUUAGACUCCAAGCAAGUUCAACCUCGUUGCGGGAUAGGCAAAAUUCCUGUUUAAAACCAGUCCAACUGUCUAUCUACGCAAACUGUAAGGGGUAUAAAUUAACCAGCAUAAAGUAAACUGCAUUAAAAUAACAUAUGCCCUAUGUUUGAUUUUAUUAUAUUAACAGGCUUUGCAGUAUGUUGGAUCCAAAGUGCGUCAGCGUGCAACUUGGGGGAAGAGCAGAACUAAAGUGGAGGAGGCAAGGGAGUUGUUAGCAGGAGUUAUGCUCGCUCAUGUUCCGGUAAGAUUAUAAUUCUACACCUCUUACUAACCGAGUUCGACGUCACUACUGUAAAUUACGGCUUAGUUUUUUCCGCAACUUAGCAUACACGCGGGUUAGUGAGAUAUCUUUACUAUACUGUAUCUCUGAGUUCAGAUAGAGGCGGUAGAUUUCAAUUCAAACAACUUUUGAAUCUAGCAGGCCAUGCAGUGAUAUACAGCUGCUUAAAUUGACCAAUCGUAGUGCAUGUACAGGUACAGUACUGCAUUUAGCUGAAAGAUAUAAUAUAACUGAUGACAACACAGUUGGCUUUAUUUGGCGCCAAGACAAGAGACGCUUACUGAAGGUACUUGUUCGUGGACUUUUUUUUUUUUUUUUUUUUUUUUAGGUUAUCAAGUAUGAUUUCAAAGCCAAGUGUGUAUUCUUAGCUCUGAUGGUGCGUAGAGUCAUUCUCGCGUGCAGCGACGAGGUAUGUUGCAAAGUGAACCUGUUGAUCUGAUCUGAUCGUCUGUUUUCAAGGUGGCUCUUGGGGAAGAAUUACUGCAAGAGGAAGCAAAACGUUAUUUACUCGAAAUUUAAGAUAAUUUCUGCUUAAAAUGUCAAGCUGAAUUCAGUGUUUAUUAUUGCGAAGAUCGCUCUCAUUCACCUCUUCAGCUGCGGUUCACAUGUACGAUCAUUUAUUUUCAUCACUUCACGGGCUUCUUACGAACCAACUUAAUGACCAGCUCCCAGUUGGCUUGUUAGCUCAGUUGGUAGAGCACUACACCGGUCUGUAUCGCAUAGGUCGUGGGUUCAAAUCCCGUACGGGCCUGAAAUUUUUUCAGGCCUUAUUUUCACUACUGUUAAGUAGUAUUCUUAACUGCGAAGAUCGCUUUCCGAUUCAUUUCUUUUAAAUAUUCACAGUCAUGAAUGCAACUUGUUUGCCUCAGAGUCGGCUCUGCAAUUUAUACUGUCCUCCAUUCACCAAAAAAAUUUAAGAUAGACAAUAAAUAAUUAUAGUUUCAGGCCUACCGUUAGCUAUCAUGACUUGUGUAUAAAGGUUCAUCUGUACAAGUAUGUCAUAUUUUUAGGCCCAUGUAGAUGACCGUGAUUACUAUGGUAACAAGCGGCUGGAACUCGCAGGCCAGGUAUGUAGCACUGUUCGGAAAACUAUUCGCUUCCCGUAUACAGAUAUCCUUGCUUCUUUCCAUACUAUUGUUUAUUUGUGCAAAAAUGAUAAACUUACUUCGAGAAACUAGAGCAGUUUGUCAGUCUUCUUUAUUGUCUAUUUAUUCUCAGAAGCACGUUAGUUACAAGCUUCUGAUUCACUUGAAUAAUGACUUGGUGUUUGUCUUUUUACAGCUUCUGUCUCUUCUCUUCGAGGACUUGUUCAAGAGAUUUAAUGCAGAGGUAAGCGAUAAGGUCUAUUUCGUCUACUGGGGUGUAUUUUCCUCCAAAUUAGUCUUCCCACCUCCUGUGGAACUUAAUGAAUAGCAAAAAUCCUGUAUUUGCCCGCUUUACACUUGUUUGAUACUCGUAUGCCUGCUGUACCCUUCAUAAAUAUUGUUUUUUUGUUUGUUUUUAGCUUAAGAAAAUUGCAGACCAAACAAUUCCAAAACCAAGAGCUGCCCAGGUAUUCCGUUGUUUCGUUCAGUUUCUCUGUGAUGUGUUCUCGGUGUAUGCUGCUUUUAGGAGUUUAAAUGAAAACUUUUAUUCAGUAACUUCCAAACAUAUUUCGAGAAAUGAUUAAAGGGGUGAGUUUAAAAAGAAACUGUGGUGCUUGGUGGGGAUAAAACAGAAUAAUUUGUUUUUAUUUCUGAUUUGAUAACGUAAAUAAGCCACCGCGAAGAGUUUUUAAAGCUCUAAAACUCUUACGAUUUUCUGUAAAAGGCGACGAAGCCGACCAUUUACUUAUCAUGGUACGAAGCAUUAAGCUUAGUCCUGAUUGGUUGGCUGAUAACAACAGUGAUUGACCCAUUUCCCAAGCUGGGUUCCCUAAGCUUUCCGCUAUUAAACAAUUCAAAUUUAACCGAAAACCAACUAAUCACAGUGGGGUGUAAUGCUUUACCAGUCGACACAUAACUUGUCGAUCACAUCGCUUAAAGGAGACUGGGAAUAUGCAACAUCGAAACAUCGCUAUCAACAGCGGAAGUGACUUAAACGUGAGGCAAACUAUAAUACUUUGUUACAAGUGUCUUCAGCAUGACGAAUAACCACAAACUUCUCGUAGCAUGGUCAAUUCUUUUAUGAAAAUCUGCAUCCCUGGAACAGAAUUUUGUUCUUGCGACAAGACGCACAAAAAUAAACGCAGAACAUGUACACACAAAGAUUUUCGCAGACACCUGUCACAGUGACUUUUUGUCACGUUUGUCUUUGCCUCAAUGAAAUAUUUGUGGUUUUAAAGAUUAAGACUUGAUCUGGCUGAUUGGCUAAUUAUGAUUUACUUUUUGUGUACAGUUUGACAUCGUGAAGCACAUGCGUCAGGAUCAAAUUACCCAUGGUCUGGUUCAUGCAAUCACCUCGGUAAUAAAUGCCUGGAACUUAAUUUUUAUUUUCAUUUGUACAUGUCUUUUCAAUAGCUUGUUAAUUAAUGUAGAAUGAUAAUAAGUAAAGACCCCAAGGACUUCUGACUCCUUUCUGGUCAAAAUGUACCUAUAGUUAGUUUUUGAGAUGUUAUAAUGAAAACCUUGAGAAUGGACGAGGUAAGUGGAGAUAGGGGAAGGGUAACUUAUGAUGUGGAGCAUAUUUAAGGUCUGAAAUUAUACUCCUUAAAAAGUGAGUACUACUUUCGUGAAUAGCCAAACCUUUUACAAGCACUUCAUUAUUUAUAUGAAUGUUGGAAUUUUUUUUAUGUUUGCUUUAGUAUUAUGUCUAGUCAUGUAUUGUAGCUCAUAGAGUGGGAAAUUAGUACGUCUUUCUGACGAGGUUUAUAUUAAGAGCUAAGAAAUCCUUUGUUUCUGGUGGCAGGGUAAUUGGAUCAUAAAGAGAUUUAACAUGAAUCGUGCGGGGGUCACACAGGUAGGCAUAAUGAACUAAAUAAUUUUUGCUUUACAAUGUACUUGUACUUCAGAAAACCUUUCAGUCUUCCAUCGGGGUGGAAGGGGGUUUUGGGGGUGAGUGUGGGGGGGGGGGGGGGGGAUAGCCGGUCACUUAGGUCGUUUGCUAGACUUUUGCGCUGUGGAACAUCAAUUUUAAUUAAGAUUGCUGAUUCCAUUGUGCGAAAAAUGUUUUUUUUCCAGGUUCUUUCGCGGCUUUCAUUUAUUUCUGCUCUUGGAAUGAUGACAAGGAUAAGCAGUCAGGUGAGAGUGAAAGUAAUCUUUGAGUAUGAUACUUAAGAACUUGAGGAGAAAUGUUGAAUACAAUGCAGGAUAAAAGUUGAAAAUAUUGGUGUCAACUCUGAUUAUUACAGAUAAGUUCCCCCCCCCCGACUAAUUUUAUUUUUUCGGUGAAUUGUGGAACUUUGAGGUUUCACUGUCACACACCAUAAGACUUCCUCAUUUUUCAGUCUUAAACUUUCAUAAUAAAGGACACUGGACUUCAAUCUUUGCUUUGUUCCAUUACUUCCAGUUUGAAAAGACCCGUAAAGUUAGUGGUCCUCGGUCGCUACAGCCAUCUCAGUGGGGAAUGUUGUGCCCAUCGGACACCCCUGAAGGAGAGGUGAGUAAUGGGUACGUAACAUGGAUCAAUCAAAAAAUAAUGUCCAUAUUAGUCUCGAGAGUGGGUAAAGGAAAGUCCGAGUUUGGCAAAGGAUACAGAACUCAUAACACGGAACAGCUUAAAGUCCCUGUUUCCCUUACAACCAUUGCCCUCCAGGUUUAGUCGUAACAAAACUUUGAUGGUAGCAGCUAUCAAGUGUUAGUGCUUAUCAUUUUGUAGGAAAUUCAGCAAUAAUCAAGGCGUAUUAAAAAGGCGCCCACCCUUGUAUUCACCUUGAAACGAUUUGAGUGCUGUUUGAAAAUUACUGACGAGGGAUGUUAUGUAUGUUGAUUAGGCCUGUGGCUUAGUGAAGAAUCUUGCACUGAUGACACAUAUUACCACAGACCAGAAUGAAGAACCCAUUAUUCGCCUGGCUUAUAAUUUGGGAGUAGAGGUGAGUUUUUUUUGCAGUGUUAGUAAUUAGAGCUUGUUUUAUGUGCCAUAGUCGAAGAUGUAACUGGAACUAGUUGCGGUUUGAACUAAGAACUAUCAGCCAAAUGGUAGAGUCAUACAACGCGUAAAAAAUGAAGCCCCUUUCCCGUUUCAAAUGCUAAAGCAACGAUUGGAUUUUUUUUUUAAAGUUAAACUGGCAAGAGUUUUAGUUGAUCCAGUGACAAAUCUUAGGAAUGCGCCAAAAAGAAACAGAAAGGAAACAUUUCAGCGAUUGUAGAAUCAGACCUUGAAGUGGAAGAAUCUAAUUUGUUUCUGCCAACUUUGCUCGCAAAUAUAUCAUGGUUAUAAUUGAACACAAGUCCAAGUGUUGUUUUCCAGAAUUUGAAUAUGUUGUCCGGCGAGGAGAUAAGCCAUCCUUCAGUUUAUCUUGUAUUCCUGAACGGUGAGUUAGAUUCUUUCUCUAUUCCUUUUUUUUUUCUUUGCCCUGCCAUUUCUACAGUUAACCUGAGCUUAGUUUGUUUUACCCGGCUCUGCCGAGCGAUUAAUAAUACAUAGAGAGAGAUUUUAUCUACGAUGACAGAAGCCAGAAAACUAAAGUAGCCAGCCCUCAGUUCAGGGGAAAUUUAAUUUCAUGAUAUUAUCUCGUUUUCCUGAUGUAGUUUACGUUUGCGUUUAUUAUAAAAGUUGAUUUUAUGUAUUAAGCCGCAUUUCUCUGUUAGGUAACAUUCUUGGUGUUGUAAAGAACUACAAGCGCUUGGUCGAAACGUUCCGUCUGAUGAGGAGAGGUGAGGUUUUCGAACUGGACAACUGCAUGCAGACAGCAGUUUUUCAGGAAUUAGUUGUUGUUAUGAUAUACAGCUGUACGUGUCCUCGGCAUUUCCACAUUCUUUGGUCACGCUAAUUCGUUUGAAAAGAAACUACUUACACGAAGCGUGUCAAAAGUUUUGUUAUUGAUAUGUUGACUGGUAGUUUUUGUACAAGCCUGUUCAGCAGUUCUUCGAUCCCUUUUUUUCCCGGCCUGAAAAUAUUCAGAUGGACAGGAGAAGGCGAUUGUGAAAAUAGGCUUAACGGACGGGACGCUCAGUAUGAAGUUGGGUUAUUGGAGGGGCACAGAGGGAGGUUAUGAUGAAGAAUGCACUGAGGAGAGCCACAGUUAGAAUAUUGUGUGUGGUAUACACCCCAGCACUUCGCAAAAGUUACAAUAUUUAGAAAGGAAAUUUGUAAAGGUUUUCAAACACAAGUGUGAUUUGUACAGAAACGUUUUUCUGUCCUAAAUGAAGAUAAGGAUACCUUCAGUUUGUUUGUUUGUUGUUGUCUUUUUUUAUGAAGAGGGGGAAGAGAAAGGGAACGUAUUCAAAACUUGAAGCUCUAGACCUAGCGGCAAUUUGCAAAGGAGAGGGGAUUGGGUCUUAGGAAGGGAGCUUAUUCUUAACUCCGACACCCCUUUUUGUCCUAAACAUGUUCUACACUCCUACUCAUCUCAGCACACAUUUAAAGAUAAUUUUUCCUCAUGGUAUUGUCUUGUUUCUUUUAGCUGGUUACAUCAGUGAAUUUGUCUCCAUUUGCCCAAAUCGCCAGCACAGGUAGCUCAGCUUCCUAAAAUGUUGCUAAUUUUCUGUCAGUUUUGUUCAGUUGACCUUUUUCAACAGAGUAACCAAGCAUUUUUUGUUGCAGAUUUGUUAACAUUGCAUCUGAUGGAGGACGAGUUUGCAGGUAAUUCCAUAGACUUUUUCCCCCCCCUACAACAUCUUCGGUAUCUUUUAUAAUCUGAUACAAUGUGACUUGAACAAUUUUUAGGCCUUACAUUAUUGUUAAGAAUGGAAAACCUAAAGUGACUGAUCAACACAUUCAAGAACUCGUGCAAGGUUUCAGGUGAGAGUUUUUUCCUAGUUCCCAAGGUGUUCAUAUACAUAUGGUGGCGUUAUUGUCAUCCCCUGGUGCCUUCCUUCAAACUGAAAUAUUAAUGUUUUCACAUUUUUGAAAACCUCCACUAUUCGUCAGCGAGCACGUUCCAAAACCUUAGUUUUGCUUAUCACCGAAGUCAAUGUAGAUAUAACCUCUUUUCGAUGACUCGGACCAUUUUCAGCGCUGUUGAUUCAAAACUUGCAAAGGUCUUUGGUAAUGUUGACCAUGCAUGUCACAUGAUCUGAACAUGCUCAAAUAGACGUCUGUUGUGAAAUAAAACACUUUUCAAGCUUUGCAUGGAAAAUGGUUCGUUCAUUAUGGCUUGUUUUGAGCGGCCAUCUCUCUACUUAUGGUUUAGUUACGGAAGGUUAGACUAUUUUUGUUAUUUUAGUACGUGGCCUCUUGUAAACAUGAUAUUUUUGUUUUGUUUUGACCAGGAGCUUCGAAGAUUUCUUACAUGAUGGUCUAGUUGAGUAUCUAGAUGUCAACGAAGAAAAUGACUGCGCAAUUUCCUUGUACGAGAAGGAAAUUACAAAGUAUGGCAAGACUGACUUAAAUCAUUUUGUAGGCAGUGUAUUACAUCUGCAUCGCAGGGUUCCAGUUCGGUCCUUCAUUUAAGUUAAUGGUUUUGUGCAAACAUCUACGCAUGCUUCAACUGAAGAGAUAUCGUUUUUAUAAACAGAAUUUCAACGCUCUGCCGAGCCAACUGGUCGGUUUAUUUUCAUUAUUGCGGGAUUAACUUUGAACUGCAGGGAUUGCUUACAUCUGAAUCACUAGCAAUUAUUCCAUGAGCAUGCGUUGGACCUCGUUGGUUAUCACCAAUCUCGUAUCCAACAAGCGCGAAUAAAAUCGUUGUUUUAUUAAAUUUCACGUUUGGAUAUUUGGAACCUUUUUUCAGCUCCGCAACAGUUGGCGCAAUUCAAUUCCAUGCGAGGUGACUUGGGAUAUGAACUAAUAACCGUAGUUUAGUGAACCAAUCAGAACACUAGAAAUGCAACAUUCGGAGUUGAAAAUUUAAUGAUCACUAAUAGUAUUAACUGAACUUACUAUAUGGUAAAAAGAGUGUCGCUCUCUUCAAAUAGCGAAUAAUUGUAUCAAUUGUUUUCAUGUUUCUCUAAAAGUAGCACUUGGCCUUAUAGGGAGACAACACAUCUUGAGAUAGAACCGUUCACGCUGCUAGGGGUAUGUGCUGGCCUUAUACCAUAUCCUCACCACAAUCAGUCUCCUCGGAACACUUACCAGUGUGCUAUGGGCAAACAAGCUAUGGGUACGUACAUUGUUCUGCUACUUUGCUUGUAUCGGAAAAUGGGGCAGUGGUUAUGAAACAAUUCUGGCACAGAUAUCAGCAUAUACACUAAGAAGGAAAAAUACGAGUAUGAGUAUGCCUUCACCUGAUACUAUUAACAUUGUGAACUUGUUGGUAGAGGCUUUAUGUUACUAUUUGUUAUAUUUGUUACUUUUCUAUGCCGUUUUAAUCUUUUCAUUUUUUGUUAAUUUCUAGGUUCCAUUGGGUACAACCAGCGUAACAGGUAACGUGCAUUUCUCGUGUUGAAAUAAAUACCAUGGUCAGCUUCUUUACAAAGAGGAGAGAGUUGUACUCGUUUUUUUCGCGAUUGUACGGUUAUAAGCAAAUCAUAUAUUAACUGAUCCAGCGGGUACAUAAAGUUUCAAUGUUUUGUUUGUUUUGUGUUUUAGAAUAGACACGCUGUUGUAUUUCCUGUGUUACCCUCAGGUGCCAUUGGUGAGAACUAAGGUAAUUUUCUGUUAACCUCAAAAAAUUGCUUCAAUCUAUGAAGAGAUUAGGAAAAGAAAAACCAAUUUUGCUUUAUGGUUCCUUUUUUUCAGACUAUAGACUUGAUUCAAUUCGACAAGCUGCCGGCUGGUAAACUCUUUUUAUUUCUCGGGCAUUUUGCUUGUUGAUUGGUCAGUUUUGUGUACCUCUGUAAUGGUUUGUGAAAGUUUAUUUUUGUUGGUUUUGUAGGUCAAAAUGCAACAGUGGCUGUUAUGAGUUACAGUGGUUAUGAUAUUGAGGUAAAGACAGUUCAAUGAAUUCCCCAAGUGGUUUACAUUAGUUUUAGUAUUAAGCUUCCUCAGAUGAUAACUUUAAAGUUUUUAUUUAUUUCAGGAUGCACUGAUACUAAACAAAGCGUCUGUUGACAGAGGUACCAUCAACCAUUGGUGUUAUACUGAAAUUAAAACGCGUUUCCUACAGUAGACCGUUUUAACCCUGAAUCAAAUUAUUUUGUCUCGUGGUACAGGGUUUGGACGCUGCUUGGUAUACAGGAAGCAAACGUGUUUGUUAAAAAGAUAUGCGAAUCAGGUGAAUACCAAGUCAGAUGUUUUUUUGUGAUUUUUGAGGGACAGGUUGCUAUAAAAGGAGAGGCGAAUCUGGCCAGUUUUGCCGCGAAAUUGUUCGUCAAUCAGAUUUUUGACACACUACAGAUUACUGCUGUUAACAAAGGAACAACAGGUUCUGUGGAUAUCUGUUAACGUGAGGAUUUCAAACCCCAUCUCAACCUCUGUGGUAUCCUCGCUUCCUCUCGCCUCCAGGUUUCGUCUGUUGUUCAAAGGUGAAAUUUCGGUGUAAAGGACUGUUUGUAUUUGAUCGCUAGAAAGAUCCCCUUUUUAUAUCUAACAUAUUUUUCGUUUCCUUUCUUUUCUUUUCUCUCUUGUAUCGUCAUCUUUUUCACUUCAAUUGGAUCUGAAAGACAUUUGAUCGUGUUAUGGGUAAGACUCGUCUUCUAAUUUUAAUUUUAACUUCCCGUCGAAAGAUAUGCAUGCCAAUAGUGCCUUAGAAUGUAAUCAUUACAGUAUAUCAAAACAUCUUCAACCGUGAUUUGGGGCAAUACAAGGGUUUUCAGAUUUCGACCAAAAACACUUGAGGGAGUAAUUAGUUAGAUGUAGAAGUACAAAUUCGUUACUGACUGUAUUCAACGCUUCAAGCAGUGAUUUUUUGAGUUGAAAACAAUUUUGGGAAUAUAACUCGCAGCGAAGGUUGCCACUUUGGUGACCGAUGGUGACAUCAAGAGUAAAGAAUUGGAAAUAGCCCCUCAAAAUCUGUGAAUAACAACUCGAAAGGCCCAAUACUCGCAGGGGGUUUUACCAUUUACCUUCAGUAGUUGGAGAUAGGAAUAAUGUAACAACUUACUAACGAAGCGCCUUAUGUAACAAAGAGUUUUUCCUUCUGUCAACCUCACCAAAACUUACUUUCCUUCUGCUUUUAAAAGUCAAGCUACAAUAAGCAAUGCACAUUAAAUAAAUACAGGCUGUCAAUCUUGGAUAGUAAGGAACUUCGCAAACCUUCAACAUGUGCUCCUGGUAGACGUUGCGUUUGUGUUUAAUGAUGUGUUAUGUGUUUCAUUGAUAAUCAAGAGUGCAAGGGAAACCGGGAAAAAUUAUGAUAUUGUCCUAACGUGUGAACAAACGUAAACAACCAGGGAGUUUUAUGUCGUUGAGCAAUCUGGUAAAAUCUGAUAAAAAGGGCGUGCCCGGCAAUUAAAUAAGAACUCAUUUAGUUUAUGAACCAGGGUCUACCUGACCUUCGUGUUGUGAAUUUUUCAGGUCCUAGUAGAGAUGCAGCGACAGGUGAGGUAAUCUGGAGACACAGAGCUCUUGACGCUGAUGGAAUUUGCGCUCCAGGUAUUUCAGUUUAUUUUGUUGUCCUGUGUGGUGUAUGGAAGAUCUCUGGAGUUAGACGUUCAAAGUCUGAUGAACGUAACCCCAAGAUCAACCCAACUUGAAUUUUGAUCCCAAUUGCGUGUCAAAUUUGAAUGCCAUCGAGGGUUUUCCUCAAAGUGCUGUUUAUUAAGUUUGAUUAUUUUUUACUUCUCGUUGCCUUUGAUUGGUUCGCAAAAACCGCUGUAUCGUCUAAACCAAUCAGAUACAAAACAGUCUUACAUAGUAUCUUUUUUUCUUCUUCUUUCUUUGUUAGGUGAGAGGGUGGAAAACAAACAAGUUCUCAUCAACAAAUCCAUGCCUGUUGUCACUGCUUCAGGGCUUCAGCCAGGUAUGGCCGUGCUAUCGUUAUUGUUUACAUUUGAAAAAGAAAAUCAUUUUUAUUGAUUUAAUGUUUUGUCUGUCACAGUGACACCAGGUCAACCACCUCCCCAACCUGAAUACAGAGAUGUACCAGUGUCGUAAGUAAAUUUUUUGAUAUGCAUUAUUUAUUAGAUCCUAUCAUGGCAUCAUUUCAUGGCUUUAAGAAACCCUACAGUUUUAUUUAAACUUCCAAAUUUGUUAAUCGCUGUACGCUUCUCUGUGUUCUUCUUUUCUCUUCAUAUGUAAAAUCGUCCCAACUCGUGUUUUUAUUCCCCUUUCUAUUUGUUCUGCUUAUAGGUACAAAGGGCCAAAAGAUAUUUACAUUGAGCGUGUGCUGGUGACUUCAAAUGCUGAAGAGGUGGAAUUUUGUUUAUCUCUACAGUCAUGUCCUUUAAGUACUUCAAAUAAUGACAAGUGUCUUGACAAUACGCGUCAAUAAAAUAACUCAGUCUUCACUUAACAAUAUCUGUUCUGUCGUAAUAUUACACUAAUAAGUUAUUCGUUUUUCUUUGUUAGGCAUUCCUCAUAAAGAUUCUUCAAAGACAGACGCGGAGACCGGAGAUUGGGGACAAGUUCAGCAGUAGACACGGCCAGAAGGGGUGAGUUACACAAAUAACAGACCAUGCUGCUGGGCCUUGCCCCUUAACCCGUAGCUCCUGUGUACCGUUAGACGGCCACUUAGUAUUCUACCCUGAGAUGUGGGUCUUGAUUGGUAACAGAUAUUGUAGUCUCUGUAAUUACUGAUAAUUACACAAUUUUACAGCAGGUUACAGUAAUAUUAGGAAGUGUAAAACCCGGCAAUAAUCAAUUGUUUGUUUUUUGUUUCAGCGUUUGUGGUUUAAUCGUAAAUCAAGAAGAUAUGCCUUUUACUGAUUUGGUAAGAAAGUAAAUAUUCAUCUCUGGUAUUUGCUUCUUUCUUUUCCAUUUACGUUCUAUGUUUAGAAGUUUUUCCUUCUUUUUUUUAUUAGGGUAUUUGUCCUGAUAUUGUAAGUAUCAUCUUUCUUUUGUCACUGAUUCAGAAAUUUUUUUGGAUCAAUAUCAGUAUCCGGGCAACGGCCCACCUACCCCUCCCCUAACCCAACGGCAGUCAAUUGAUAACAACUUAGGGUGAAUGUUGGGUUAGGGGAGGGGUAGGUGGGCCGUUGCCCAGAUACUGAUAUUGAUCCAUUUUUUUUUUUGUUUUGUUUGGUCUGGUUUUGUUUUUUAAGUUUUCCUUCUAGGAAACAAGCAAAAAUGUAAAAAAAAUAAAUAAAUAAAUGGGGAAACGGCAACAACAAAGCAACCUGUAUGAAAAUAAAAGAGAAAAAAUAACCAAAGAACUGUUAAUGGAAAACCUGACCAUCAGCGUCUUGUCUGGUUCUUCGUUUGUUCUGUUUCGAUCUACACAGUGUUCUGUUUGGUUUGUAAUCAUUGUGGACAAAGCUGUUUGGAUUAACAACUAUUAGAUGACAAUAAAUCAACACUUAAACUUUCAGAAGUGAUAAACAUGUGAAUUCUCCCUUUCACAUCUAACAUUAUUUAGCAAAAAGGUAAUGAGAACUCGUCAGGUAGAAGUUGUAAUCUUGAUCAAACACUAAAUUCUGACUAAUUCACAAGGAAAUGUGUAACAAAUAGAGGGGCGAAUUAACAUUCAGAUCUUGGAAGAUGAAGGGUCAAGUUAACGAGAUUUUUAGUAGUUCUACUAAUUUACAACUGGUUUGUAUGACAGAUCAUGAACCCGCACGGCUUUCCAUCGCGGAUGACUGUUGGAAAACUGAUAGAGUUGAUGGCAGGCAAAGCUGGGGUCCUCGAAGGACACUUCGGGUAUGGAACAGGUAAACACUCAAAACGCACGAAACCACUUUUUUAAAAGGUAAACCAAACAUAUUGCCGUAUUUACUUGAAAAUAAUACUUUUUUUCAGCAUUUGGAGGUGACAAAGUGGAGGAUGUUUGUGGUGCUCUUGUAGACCAUGGCUUUAAUUACUCUGGGAAGGAAUUUGUCACGUCUGGUAUUACAGGGUAAGUCAUUUAUAUGGGUAACAGUUGGAAGUGAAACGAGUUUUCACGUUAUAAACGCUCUGUUAGUGCAAUUUAAAACGUUGGCAAAGUCGUUGUGAUUUUCGUUGCCCUUCAUCGUGCUUCUAGGAAGUCAGAACCAAGUUGUCUUAAGAAUAUUUUUUAGGGGGUUUAACUCGAAAGAAUAUGACAAAUCAAUGGAAUACUCGCUCUUUUCUUCCCUUUCUUUUGAUUCCUUUUCCAAACGUCUAUGAACGCUCUGACAUCUUUUUUCCUUAAUGGAGCUUGACACCGGUUGUUUCGUAUCUUUUUGUUCUACAUACUCGCCAGAUGAUGGCGCGCAGCUGGCCAGAACUGACCCACUUAGGCUGGGAAUGCCUUACGUUUUACCACUGAGCUACGGUUUAUAUACCCCUAUUUGACUUGAAUUAAAGCUACUUUAUCCCUCAGCUGUGAUUUAACGAAAACCCUGACAAAUCUCCGUUACCCAUGUUAGAGAGGGACUGGUAUUGACUUAUAUAGUAGUAACCAAUAAGAGAUUGGAAUUGCAUGGAGCGCUGAACUUUCCGUUUAUUUGAAUAUUUUUUUAAAUAAAAAGGAUAUGUAGUAGCCGAGGAAUAAUGAUAUAAAUAACAUACUCAUCACUGCAUAAUGUUUCAUUUCAGGGAGCCAUUAACAGCAUAUAUAUUCUUCGGUCCGGUAUAUUAUCAAAAACUCAAACACAUGGUGUUGGAUAAGAUGCAUGCCCGUGCUAAGGUUGGAUUCAUUGCAUCCCUCAGUGACUGUAUUAAACGUUGUAAAACAAACCUCUUCUUGAAGCUACUUCAUCUUUAAAGACCAUUAAUCUAAACAUAUCAUUUAUGUUUUCGUUACACUAAUUCUCUUAUAAUUUCUGUCAGCGAAGCCUUGAAUCAAAGCUGAUGGUAAUCGAGAAUAAUCUUUCCUUAACAUUUUCUUUUAAAUUGAUUAGUGUUGUUUUCUUUUUAAAAAAUCAAUUAAUCGUUUAUUUAUUGUUUAUCUAAUAUGAUACCUUCACUGGAGAAAAACACACUUUAUUAUAGUGAUUAUGUUGAAUUGAUAAUCAGCCAAUCUAGGGGUACUAGUAUAAGUCUACUCACUUUUGUCAAACGCGUAUAAAGCGAGCAUUAGCCCCAAUAAGCUCCUAUCUUUUGCUUCCUUCUUUUCCCAUCAGACGAAAUUGUAUCCGCAUGUCUCGUGGGUUUGAGCGUGAGCCGGUUUUCUGUCUCGUAAGAACGGUGUUGUAUUUUAUUGUUACUGUUUUUCAUGAUUUUUUCAGGGUCCCCGAGCUGUGCUGACCAGACAACCAACAGAAGGACGAUCACGGUGAGAAAUACCGUAACCUUCUCUUAGGAAAAGGCCCAGAUUAUUAUUAAAACUGUAGCUGUAUGAUAAAGUUCCCAUUUGGGCAUCGGAAAAAUGAACGCUUCUGCGGGAACAAAGAACAACAAGUGACAAAGCAGAGGGAAAAUUCAGAAGAAGAAGCAAGCAAAUAAGUCAGAUGCCCAGCGUCACUCGCGAGGGAAACAUCUUCGACCAAACUGUUAUUAUUUGUUCUUUUAUAUUUGACUCGACUUAGUGGGUGGCGCGUAUCUCAAUCCAAAAAGAAAGUAGUAAUCGGCAAGAUGUAACUUUACAGACAGACUCUUUGUAAAUAUGUUUCUUACGAACACUUGUUUGUGUUAUCAGGGACGGCGGAUUAAGGCUGGGAGAGAUGGAGCGAGACUGUUUGAUAGCUUACGGUGCCAGGUGAGUUAAGUAAACAAGAAUAAGUCUUGAUAUUGAGCUGUGUAUAUUUUAUAAGAGAAACUCUUCUUCCACAGCCCAGCCGAGAUAUAUAUAUGAGGGGGGCAGGGAACUUUGAAAUAAUCAAUAGAAAACCUCCUGCCGAAGGAAAAAAUGAAAAAGUUUGUCGCGUGAAGCUCAGGAAGAUAAGGAAGAACGCAAGGAAAAAUGAGACUGAAAAUUAAAUUCGAGCACAAAGGAUUCAACCAUCUCUUUCCUUAGAAAUAAAAUUGCAUCUCCUUCCCUUUCUCAAUUGUAAAUACAAAUAUUUUUUCCCACGAACAGCAUGCUCCUUCUUGAAAGACUAAUGAUAUCAAGUGACGCCUUUGAAGUAGACGUGUGCAGCGAGUGUGGCCUUAUGGGAUACUCAGGAUGGUAAGGAUGUAGCUGCCAACACUAUAUCAGCUAUCUGUUUUAGUUUAGAUUCUUGAUAUUUAAACCUAGUUUAUGGCUUACCUCACUGGCAGGUUUUAUGUCGCUCAGUUGGAUGCGAUAAUUGAAUUAUAGGUGGAACUCGGGCUCAAUAACUAACUGCUGGUCCUCUCCGAAGAUUCUCUCUUCGGGGAAAAACGAAUACCAAACAAAUGAUCCGAACACAGGCGAGAGACGGAAAUCGAACCAAAAGGAAGUCAGAUUGUGUUCUACGCUCGCGACAAAUGUAGACCAUUUUAUAGCUUUCAUAAAUCGCAUGAAAAUUAUCAAGAAAGAAAUGGUCUUUAUUAAAAGAGAGAACAGUUAGUGGAUUUUUUUCCAUCCAGGUGUUUUUGUUGUUAACAGUAGGAAUGGAGUACAGUGUUGGCCUCAUAGAUAAGGAAAAAAUUUUGAAAACCCUGAAUUGCAGAGUUUUACGUUUUACAAAACUUAUUUUUAAUGGCAUUUCGUUGUGAAAUAACAGAAAUGUGUACUUUCUUGGUGUGUUUGUGUCUCAGUGUGCAUGUCCAUGGUGACUGACUUUUACUUACUAUGUGGUUUUUCACCAAAUGAAGCCGACCUAAGCUUACGUGUAGCCGUACCCUCCUCCCUCCCCAGGAGUAACGUUUCUCCUUGGGAGGGUGGAAGGGUUCGGCUACGCGUAGGCCACCUGCACCACUUUUAAUUGUGUGAAAUGUUGCCAUUUUUGUAUGAUUAUGGGGUACGAUUAAUUUUAUCUUGCAUAUUUUUUUUUUGUAGGUGUCAUUACUGUUCAUCAUCUCACAAUAUUUCAACUCUAAAAAUACCUUACGCUUGUAAACUUCUGUUCCAAGAACUUUUGUCCAUGAACAUAGUACCGCGGCUAUCACUAAAACACUACACGGAUGAGUGAAGACGCCUUCAAACACCCACAUCAUUUCCAGAUUUAUCACAGAGGACCUGGCAGAUCAAAGAAUUGUAGGCAUAUAUGGUAGGGAUGAAAUACUCUGCCAAUGGAAUUACGUGCGAUUAAGAUCCAGUUAUCUGAAGGGGAAAUUCCUUUAACUGGGAGUUAAAGGUGGCACACAAAAUUAUUUUCGGGAAUCUUGGAAACUUCGUAGCUCUUGUAAAGCUGCUUUUUUGAAAAUUGAAACAUUGUAUAAACGGUUGACUACAAAACAGAACGAACUUUGUUAGUGCCGUCGUUGUUAGAUUGUGAAAAUAGAGAUGCAUCGCCUUCGUUGACACAAUGGAAGGCAAAGUCAAUGAGCCCUAGCCGGUGCUGCUUUGAAUUCUUUCAGUCUCCAUUUGGCCGGUUUUGUUUGUUUGUUUGUUCGGAAACAAAAUCCAGGGUAGGGUAACUCGUACACAGACCAGUAUUCAAGUCAGUUUCAAACACCUUUAUCUCAUUCACACGACCUCGCACUGAUUCUUCACAAUGGAAAAAUUGUAGGUGCAGCAAAGGUGUUGAUAUGCCGCCAUGACCGUACUGAGCACCUGCCACAGGGUUGCAUAUAAACAUGGAGUUGAAUCGUCACUCUACUGUAUUAUUUUAAAAAAACAACAACACAAAACAAAACAAACAAAAAUCAACGGAAAUCACUGAAAAACGAGGAUAAUUUUAACAACUUUAGUACAUUGUUAAGUUAUCGAGUUUCCGUCAGGGGUUGGGUGGGUAAUGCAUUUGUAACAAAGUCCAGUCAUUAUAAUUGUAGCAUCAUAUCACAUGACACAAUAGGG
Pocillopora meandrina is the source of this 22451-nucleotide messenger RNA. NCBI's taxonomy places the organism in Eukaryota, Metazoa, Cnidaria, Anthozoa, Scleractinia, Pocilloporidae. The record is from the annotation of a GenBank genome assembly.